This is a messenger RNA of Owenia fusiformis, 2856 nucleotides long. The record is from the annotation of a GenBank genome assembly. NCBI's taxonomy places the organism in Eukaryota, Metazoa, Annelida, Polychaeta, Sabellida, Oweniidae.
CACACGUCAUCCUGUUCAGAAACGAUGAAUUUAUGUUCUCAUAUCAAGCAGUGUUUUCACUGUAUUCACCAGGAUAUAAGCCGUACAAACUCGUAGGAUGAAAGAAUUAAUACUCUCCAAUGCUUUAUUCACAUGUGUUUUACUUUUGAGUGUUUGGUGUGAACUUUCUAUCUCUGAGAGUCAUCUAGAAGAGGUAGCAAGCAACACAGGAAAACAUACUGUGGAUACAGAAAAUAUUGCCACUGCUAAUGGCCAGGACCAGGGUAGCGAUGUAGCAGUAGAAGAGGAGGGUACUCCACAGGAGAAUGACCCUCCAGACAAAAAUCAAAAUAGCAACAAUCACCUUAACGAUGCAAGCCAUGGUGACCAUGACAAUCCCAGUGACAAACUACAAUCUCAAACAGAUCUUCAUGAAAAUAAAGAAGUUGAGGGUCGUGAUAUGGAUAUUUCAGUUGAGGCUGUGACCCCUCCCCCAGAGUCUGACAUAACUCACCCACCACCCCAGCCUGUUCCAACCCCACAAACAUCUUCAGGCACUGAACCACAGGAAGAGUUGUUAGAAACAACAAAUAUUGCAUCUGAAAACCAGGAUAAAUCUAUUGCUAAAAUUUCUGUACCUGAAGAGCAUGAAGAUGUCAAAUCUAUAGAUUGCAGCACUAAUAUUGUAAUCGAUAAAUCCCAAUCAGAAACUACAUCAGAUAAUCAAGAAGACAACAAGCCUCAAGUUGCUGAAGAUGCACCUGUUACCACUGAGGCAAAGGAUCCUUUGCUUAGUGAGACAGUGCCUGGUACUGAUAAAGAUACCAAUGAACAGCUAGUAGCUAAUGGAGAUAAAGAGGUUCCUGUUGAAGUUGUUGCAGCAGAGAGUGAAGAUGAUGGAGUUGAUACUGAUACACCUAAAGACUUCAAGACUGAGCCUCCAAGUGGUAAAAUUGAUCAAGCUGCAAAAUCCAAGGAGGAUGAUGAAGUAGAGGAAGAUAUAAAUGUGCCCAUAAAUGCUAACAUGAUGUCGUUUGAGGAUUGGAAACAUCAUAAAUCCUUGUCUGAGCAGCUAGAUGAAAAAUCAAAGGAGGAGAAUACACAAGUUAAAGAUGGUAGUAAGUCUAACAAGAAACGUCAGAAUCAGGCAUCAGCCCAAUGUGGUGCCAAAGUUGUGGCUUGGAAUCCAGAGGCAGACAACCCCCAUAACAUCCUCAGUGAAAACAGAGAUCUCUAUAUGAUUAACCCCUGCAAAGCUAAGAAAUGGGUUGUCAUAGAGCUAUGUGAACCAGUACAGAUUGAUCAGAUAGAGCUAGCUAACUUUGAGCUGUUCUCCUCAACUCCUGAUAUGUUAAACAUCACUGUUAGUGACAGAUAUCCAGCAAAGGAAUGGAAGAAAAUUGGAGUGGUCCAUGCUAAAGAUGAGCGUGCUAUUCAGGCAUUUCACUUCAAUCGUAGCUCAAGUCGAGUGUUCAUGAUGUAUGCAAAGUUUGUGAAGAUAGAGAUGUUGACUUACUAUAGCAAUGAACAUUUCUGUCCCAUGAGCAUAGUCAGGGUGUUUGGCACAGCAAUGAGUGAUGAUGACUUUGACGAUGAUGCUGUUGCGGUUGCCAGUGAUGACACAGCUGUUAAUAAGGAACCAGAGAAUAACAUCAUCCAACAAGCUUUUGAUAAAGUUACAGAUAUUGUCAAUAGCUUUGUGAAAGGAUCUGCUGAAAACAAUGGGUCUGUUGGUGCAAAAUCAAAUGAAAAUGGCCUUCAGAAUGUUAGUGGUCAACAAAAUAGCUCUGUAGGCGAAUACAUGCUGCCCUGUGUCCCUGGAGUAGAAUCUGGAGACCCCAUAGAUGUCAACAAUGAAUCUGUUACUAAGGGUGACGCCUCUCAGACAUUGCCUCAAACACCAACACUUGGUACUGAGUCAGCUGACUCGAAAGGUGAAAUCCCAGAGAAUAUGCUAAUCAGAAAAUUGGAACCCCAUGAGCAAGUUUCUGAUAUGUUGUCUCCAAAAACCCCUCAUCCCUAUCCCCCUAUGUAUUCCAAUCAACCCAAAUCACAUACAUGUGACUUCUGUCAACUCCAGUCAGGAUCCACUGACUCUUGUACAAUAUCGAGAAACUGUUUCCUGGGCUUUAUUCAAAAUGCUGCUAAUAAGUGUACGCAUCAAAGAUUUUGUGAGCCACCAUCCAUUAAACAUCAUAAUAGUGCUGAUAUUAAAAAGACUACACAAACUUAUGAACCCAUACUUAUUGAAUCUGUUGGAAUCAUUGAAGUCAUCGAUGUUCCUGUUAAAGAGGAGGUAGAGGUUGAAAGGGAAAAUGGUGCUAAGAUUGAGGGAGAAAUUAUAAAAAAUACAGGCGUUGAAGAUAUCCCAGAAUCCUCUGAGGUAACAGGAAGUAAAGCAGAUGUCCCAGCAGGCACUGGGUCUUCCGAUUCUGUGAUAUAUAUUCAGCCAACUGCUACAAUAUCUGCCUCAGAUAUAAGUAUAACAGAAACAAUUGAAUCUAGUCAAAUGGAAAAUAGACCGACAACAGAACAGCAAACCACUGAGCACAUCCAACAUACAGCUGUACCAAAAGAAACAACCAUGCCUAAAGGUCCAGAAAUCACAGAAUCCAAUACAGAUGCUGAAAGUAAUGAAAAAAACAGUCCUGAAGCAGGGCAAGCUUUAGAGCAACAGGGGAGUGAACACUCUGUUGGUAAAAUAGUGCAGAAAGUUGUUGAUGCUAUAGAGGUAGUGGAUGAAGGGGAGGAUGAGGGUUCACAACAGGAGCAACAGCAACAGGUUGAUGAGCCUAUACAGAAGAAGAAGGAGAGUGCCAUGAUGAGAUUACAUAAUAAAGUGAAGGAGCUAGAACGCAAUAUGAGCAUUAGUGAACA